This is a messenger RNA of Poecilia latipinna (sailfin molly), 2405 nucleotides long. Its product is annotated as leucine-rich repeat transmembrane neuronal protein 4-like. The transcript has 2 exons. Gene Ontology annotation, molecular function: protein binding. The record is from RefSeq and is a predicted model, not a curated record. NCBI's taxonomy places the organism in Eukaryota, Metazoa, Chordata, Actinopteri, Cyprinodontiformes, Poeciliidae. Bases 804 to 2375 code for a protein of 523 amino acids. Gene Ontology annotation, biological process: positive regulation of synapse assembly; axonogenesis.
CCAGAAGAGGGCAUUCCGCUUCUGCCUGACAAAGUUGCUUUGACAUGCAGACGUGAUUAACGGCGGCGUCAUGCUGUAUUUCAAACCCAGCAGCAGCGAGAGGGAAGGGAACGAUUGAGCAGGGAAAAAAAAAAGAAAAGAAGAGGGGGAUGUUUGGAUGACUUUCCCGAGAGACUCGUUGACAGCGCUUCACACUCACUUGGGAAUAAACCUGCUGCUUACUUUCUUUCGGCGUGCCACGCAGAACACAGACGAAGAAGGUCUUUUACCAGAAAUAUUUAUGGGAACUAACGGCCUGCUUUUUUAUACCACGCUGACGCUUGUGUGAAGUUCCAGACGGGAUUUUCGCGGAAUUUCCGUGCGCAUGUAAGACUGACAUGACUUACUUGGAUGUGAUAUUGUUACCGUCUGCGCCAGCUGCAGUUCUCUUUCUGGCUGUUACUUAAAAAAAAAAGAAAAAGAAAAGAAAAGAAGCUGAUUCUUCGCUCUGCUUCUGAGACAUGGAUAGAGAGUUCUGAAGCCGGAUUUUGCCAGCCUUUAAUCUGGAGUCGGGAAGUAAAUGACAUUCUCUGCGGUUCGCUGGGACGGGAAUAGGUGCAGAGCUAAACCGGAUAAAGCAUCGCAGGUCCGGGAGAGUGAAAAAGGGCAGGUGCGCUUUGGAAUCAGCGACUGCGCGGAGAGAGCGGACCGGUGGAUUAGGACGGUACCUGCGUGUGCUGUGGAGAGCGCAUCAUGCGGACUCGGAUGUCGCGCACAAUGAGCCAUUAAAACCUGUAGGCUGGAGCGAAAACAGAUAAGCGGAUAUGGGCUCUGCUCUGCAGCGUCGCUGGCUAUUGUUCCAACUCCUGAUGCAGGUGUGGCUAGCGGCAAAUCCAUCUCUAAGUGAUCGCCACUGCCCUAAGAGUUGUCGCUGUGAUGGAAAAAUUGUCUACUGUGAGUCAAGCGCCUUUCGUGAUGUCCCCAAGAACCUUUCAGGAGGCUGUGAGGGCCUGUCGCUGCGGUACAACAGCCUCUCCAGUCUCCGCGCAGGACAGUUUGUUGGCCUCAACCAUCUUAUUUGGCUGUACUUGGACCAUAAUUACAUUGCCUCUGUGGAUGCAAUGGCAUUCCAGGGGGUCCGCAGGCUUAAAGAACUGAUAUUAAGUUCGAACAAGAUCACAUCGCUCCAUAAUACAACAUUUCAUCCUGUCCCUAAUUUGCGAAAUUUGGACUUGUCAUACAAUAAACUGCAAGCCUUGCAACUUGGCCAAUUCCAAGGGUUACGUAAACUUCUUAGUCUUCACAUACGAUCUAAUUCACUAAAAACUCUCCCAAUGCGUCUUUUUCAAGAUUGCAGAAAUCUUGAAUUCCUUGAUCUUGGUUACAAUCGCCUCCGGAGUAUCACCCGAAAUGCACUUUCUGGACUUGUCAAACUCACCGAGUUGCAUUUGGAGCACAAUCAGUUCUCCAAGAUCAAUUUUUCCCAUUUUCCUCGACUCUACAAUCUACGGGCUCUUUACCUGCAGUGGAAUCGCAUUCGGUCAAUGAGCCAGGGCUUGACUUGGACCUGGGCCUCUGUCCAGAAACUGGAUCUGUCAGGGAAUGAACUGACAGAAGUAGAUCCCGUAGUUUACCAAUGCUUACCAAACCUGCAGACUCUCAACCUGGACUCUAAUAAGCUGACAAAUGUUUCUCAGGAGGUUGUUGAUGCUUGGAUCUCACUGACCAUGAUUAGUUUAGCAGGAAAUGUUUGGGACUGUAGCCCUGCCAUCUGUCCUCUUGUGGCUUGGCUGAGAAACUUUAGAGGGGCAAAAGAGACCACAAUGAUUUGUGCCUCUCCCAAGAAAGCUCAAGGAGAGAAAGUGAUGGAUGCGAUUGAAGCAUUUGGGGUUUGCCAAUCCAACCAAGGGCCAGUGAUCACAGUGGACAUUACUCCAAACCUAUCCAGUGUCCCUGUACAGACAGAACAUAACCCAUCUGUUCUGGCUUUGACAACUAGCUCGGGAAAGAGAUCUGAGGGCUCUCUUUGGGGUCCUACUUCAUUGGCAGUUACCCCACCUGUUGCACUUCCUCCAGAGCAAGAUUUAGAGCCCGUCUCCUUCCAUAAGAUUGUGGCUGGAAGUGUUGCCCUGUUUCUGUCCGUUGCGAUGAUCCUCUUGGUAAUUUAUGUGUCCUGGAAGCGCUACCCUAACAGCGUGAAGCAGCUCCAGGAGCACUCUGCUGCGGCUCGCAAGCGUCGCAAGAAACCCCGAGAGACGGAGCGCACCCUUAGCUCCCCUCUGCAGGAGUACUAUGUGGACUACAAGCCCAACAAUUCUGAGGCCAUGGAUGUGCUCGUCAAUGGAACUGGACCGUGCACCUACACCAUCUCAGGCUCCCGAGAAUGCGAGGUAUGACACACUACUAACACUACGCUCAAAUUAAUA